Darwinula stevensoni is the source of this 708-nucleotide messenger RNA. The record is from the annotation of a GenBank genome assembly. NCBI's taxonomy places the organism in Eukaryota, Metazoa, Arthropoda, Ostracoda, Podocopida, Darwinulidae.
GUCCUGCUUAGAGAAGAUUGCGGGAAUGCGACCUUUGGAGCCGGUCCUGCGUCAUUUCCUGACAUGAAAUUCCCUGCCUGGUUGCCUUGUGUCACGAAUGAUCCGAUGCAACGGAUCAUGUCGGAUUGGAAGGGGUAUUUGCAUGUGAUAGCAGCUCUGAAAUGCAGAAACCUUCAAAGAGCUGAGGGUGGUUUCUCCGCUCUCCGCACCGUGAAGGUAUAUCCAGUCCCCAUCGACACACCGUGGUGCCACCUGAAACACCCGACACCUUUCCUGGAUCCAAGUACCCUCCUGGACGUGACGAGAGCCUGGGCAGCACACGAGGGCCUCCGUCAUGUUUUUAUUUUAACCAACGAAGAGAACGAGAUCUUCUGGAAAUAUUCUCUUCUCCCCGAGCUCAUGCGGCCCGAAGACAUCGGAUUCACGCCCGUAACAUUUAGGAAUUUCUCACUUUUUCCGUGGGAAAGGCUGAGAAUGGCGAAAGGAUCCCUCAUGGCUCUUCUCGUGAAGCAGGAGCUCAUCCAGCGUCUUUACAAUGUGGCUGAUUCAGAGGGGAUGUUGGAUGGCUUCAACAGCUGGCUCUAUGUCAUCCCCAGCUCAAUAUCAAUGCCACCGAGCAACUUGUAUUUGUCCAGCAGGAGAUUAGACAGUCGUGUAGCCUUCCUCACCUACCCUCAGGUCUACAAUGGAGAGUCUCGAAAAACUUGA